GUUUCUACCUUCCCAUUUUAUUCAGAGCAUCAUAUUUACUAGUUUCAUAUAAUAUCAUAACACUUUGAAUUAGUUACACUAUUAGAUACGAGAAUAAAAAUGAAGAAUGAAAAUCUGAAUGGCAAUCGAAAUAGCAUCUGGUUACGUCUGAGGUCCUUGGAAAAAGCGCUGGCUCUCAAAAUACUGAAAUUCCGCAUUUGCCUGGAGAAAUGGGAAAGUUUUCUUCGGUCCGCCGAUUUUUGGACCCUGACAUGGAUAUGGACAGGGCUUCAAAUGACCAUCUGCAGUCUAAGGACAAGUAAGUGUCAGCAAAAUGAUUGCACCAGGCAGCAACCGCUCACCUGGUAUAGUGGUUCUGACUGCCGUACCAAUGGGUCUGAUUUUGAAUCGUUGAAAAAAGAAGAAUAUUUAGUUGGUUUAGCUUCCAAAAGUAAGUUGAUGUCAUGGGUUGCGACCCGCAUUCCGAGAGUUCUGUUGAAGAAAGGAUUUCCUUCCUGUUUUGCAGAUGGUAUCCUUCUAUGCGCCCUGGUGGAGAAACUGUGUAUGGGUGCUUGCCCGAGAUUUGACCUCUUAGAUCCAGAUGAGAAACAAAAGAAUCUUAAGUUUGCUUUAUAUCUCGUAGAAAAGCAUCUUGGUGUAAAACCCGAAGUAUCAGCGGAGGAAAUUUCAAAAGGCGGAAAACAAGCCGAAAACAAGAUGUUGCUUUUGAUUGCACAAAUUAAGAUGGCAUUUGAAAAAUCCAAUCCAGUACCAAUUAGGCCAGCCUAUCUAAAAACAGUGAAUUUUUUAACUCUUUUAUCUGAAGACAAGACAUAUGUUGCGAAAGGACUGGGUCUUCUAUUUGCCGUAAAAGGACAGAGAGCUUGUUUCAACAUCAUGAUGGAUUCGACAGACAAUUUGGAUAUGGUCAUAGAAAUUUGUGGUCCGAACCAUACAGUUUGCAGCAAAAGAUUCAAGAACGAUCCCCUUCCGUGUAGAAGCGAUUCAUUGGAAGAUUUCGCAGACAUAGAAGAUCCUUCUAUCCAGAGAGAAAUAUUGAAAAAGAAAAUUCCUUUGGAAUAUGAGAUAUUAGAGAAAAAGAUUUCAGUGGAAUAUAUUCCUAUUGUGAAUGGAAUACACACCAUCAGAGUAAUUUGCGGGGGUCAGCAUAUAAGAGGCAGUCCGUAUAUCAUCAAGGUUGAAAAUUCUGAUGAUAUGCCACUUACUGAGCUUUCUCAUCCAAAAAAUAAACCAGGAAGUUGGAAGCUAUGUGACAGUCCUUGUUGUGAUGAGCCUACUGAGUAUCCAAACUCGAAAACACGUUCUGAUAACAAGAGAUCUUUCAAACGGAAAAAAAUACUUCGAUAUAUUGUUGUUGAAGAUGGCAAAGAACACACCGCUGAAAAUCUUGAUGAACUUCGCAAGGUAGUUAGUAGUUUACAUAAUAUUAAAAAUAAGGAUGAUACUGGUUUGUUGAAAGACUUCAGUAAAUUUGAGAGUGAAAAAAGAAAUUUGGAGCAAAAGGUUAAAACGUCUGCUGUUAUAAAUGGUGGUGAGAAAAUUGCAUUGGAUGAGGUAACAAAAAACUCAAGAAAAGAGCACAAAGAUGAAAGAUGUGAUGAUAUUACAUCAAGUAUGAAUCAACAAUAUAUUAAGAAAACACAGAAUAGUGAAAGGCUUGUAGAAUCGAAGAUUAAAAAAGAGAAUGAUAUUUUAGUUUCAGAAUCAAAUUUUGAAAGACAACGCAGAUCUUCAAAUGAAAUUAAUGAUUUCAAUAAAAGUAUAACUACUGAAUAUUCUAAUGAUUCAGAAAAGUUUGUUACUCAUUUAGGAAUCCAAGAAGCAGUUCCUCAACGAAAGGUAUCCGAAAUCACGGAUACGAAAGUAGACUCAUUAAGAAUGAAGAACAACCAAAGAACUGAUGCCAAUAUUUUGUCUAAAGAAACACAUUUUAAUUGUUUGCCAAAGAUAGAACAAAAAUGCGAGAAUGCAGUUACAGAAGAAAAUUUCGCAUUACUUACAUCGUCUGAACAUGCAGAUGAUAAAAAUACUAAACACUCAUUAUCUAAUGGAUUUGAUGACGUUAACGAAAUUAUUUCAUCUGCUUGCACUGACAGUUCUUUAGAUUUCACUUCUGUCACAAACGGCGCAAAGAACAGUACCACGGGAAUAAAACUUUCAAAUGUUGAUUCAAAUAGAGAUAAGUAUUAUUAUAUAACCGAUAGCUCAAAGAUUCCAUUUUCUACCCCGAGAAAUGAUAAUAUUGAAAUAUUUGAUAAGUGUAGAAGCGAUCAACACAUAAAUCUACAUGAAAAUUUAACUGCCAAAAAUGAAAAUUCUACUUCCAAAAUUGAGCCGUCACAUAUCAUAAUGGGAAACAUGAAACGUGAUAUAGAUCUGAAGCUGGAAAACAGUAAAUUGAGCAAGUUAGCAUGCUCUAAAGAAGAUAUAAAGAAUGACGAAUGUACUUCAUUGUAUCAUUUACAACACUCAUACGAGAGCUCUAUAUUCCCACACCAGAGUAAGGAAAAUAUUCAAGCUAAUUUAUCACGUUUUGAAUGUGAUCAUAACUUAAGUUUUUACAUUGAUCACGAAGGUGUAACAGAUGAUAUAACAGCACCAUCAGGUAUUAAUUUCGAACAUGAAAACUUCGCUGGCGAAUCUUUAAUGAUGAAAAGUUCGAAUUGCAGAAAAGAAGAUACACAGAAUUUUGAGAGUUUUUCUAACGAUUCUUUUGAUGAUAGGAACAAUAGAUCACAAUCAAACAGUUUCGUCGACGUUUCACUCUGUAAAGGAUUUAGCAGUCAUAAAACCGAUCCACUUUGUCUGUUUAAUGUAAAAAAUGAUGAAAUUAGUAACGAUGAUGACACAAUAUCUCCAGACAUCGAAAUUCCUGAGCUCUUUAUUGGUGAUUUUGAAACGAAAGAAAAUAUAAAUGGUGGGGAAAUUAAAGAAAUCAAAAAACGUUUAUCGCGUUCCGGAAAAGAUGUAUUACCUAGCAUUCGUGAAAGCUCCAUGGAAGAUUUGAUUGAUUUCGAUGGAACCGAAACAGAAAAUGUAAUUCAACAAGAUACUAAAAAUACAAAUCUUUCAAGUGUGGAAUCUAGACUAGCUGAUCCAAAUGAAAAUUUGAAUGAUUCUGAUGCAGAUAAUACGCAGUUCAUAGAUAUUCCAAAAGAGAAUGCGGUAAGUCAAGUUUUACCCAGCCUUAACGAUUCCUUUCAAAGAAGCAAAAGUAGGGAAGAAUUUGAAACAGAAACCAAAAUAUAUCAUUUAGAGGACUACAGUAUUCCUAUUACAAACGGAUUUUCAACAAAUUUAUACAGUGCGUCACCUUAUAAAAACAAAGAUAGAACAGAAACUCAAACAGAACAUAUAAAGGAUAAAAACAACAAUUCAGCUUUGAGACCGUUAUCAGAGCUAUCCAGUUACCGAAUGGAUAAUAACGAAGAAAACAAUUUAAAUGUCAAAUGCAUCAAGAAAACAAAAGAUAGUUCACAAACAGAUUUUAAUUAUGGUAGUUUAAACUCAAAACCGCCCCCAAAUUCCUCUCAAAUAGAAGUUGCUAAUAUUUCGUCCAGUAGUUUGUCUUUUGAUGAGGAUGUUAAUGCUUUAUCAGAAGGAACACCUAGUAUGACUUCAAGUUACUUUGCUACCGAAUAUUACAGUCAGUUCAAACAAAAUGAACGUAUCAUUGCAGCAGAUGAGGCUCCAAAGAAAACUGAAACUGUAGAUUGCUCGAUGAGUACAGGAAACAAAUUUCACUGUAAAGACUGGAAAGAAAGACAAUGCUUGUCAGUGAAGAAAGUGAUUGAAAUCUUCCAGAAAGACAGGGAGGAGCCUGUCGACAAAUGGCCAGCAGUUGACCAGUAUAAGAAAAGUACCUGCAAAUCCCGAAGGCAGUUAAUUGGAAAUCUGUUAGUAGGCGACAAGAAAUAUGAGGACAAAAGAAUGGUUGAAUUGGAUACACUUGUUACAUCCUGGAAUGUCAAUAAACGACAAGACAGGAACGCUUGCUUUUCGAUUAAAGGACGGGUGGAAUUAUUCGAAAGAAAGAUAUUCAGAAGUAGUUCCGUGGAUGAAGGGAGAAAUUCAUCGGUUUUGCCAUUUCGUAAUAAGAAAAACUACUAUAAGAAAUUUUCCAUUUAAAACUCUAUUUUGUGCAACUAUUUAGAUUAGUAAUUUAACUAUGAUAUUUUUAUUUAUAAACGAAUAACGAUGUACAAGAACAAUAAAGCUAAAAUAAAUCAGUUUUAUUUCA
Messenger RNA from Stegodyphus dumicola, 4240 nucleotides. RefSeq lists its product as uncharacterized. Gene Ontology annotation, molecular function: actin filament binding. Gene Ontology annotation, biological process: actin cytoskeleton organization. NCBI's taxonomy places the organism in Eukaryota, Metazoa, Arthropoda, Arachnida, Araneae, Eresidae. The record is from RefSeq and is a predicted model, not a curated record.